Messenger RNA from Girardinichthys multiradiatus, 1648 nucleotides. RefSeq names its product putative ferric-chelate reductase 1. The coding region runs from base 89 to 820 and encodes 243 amino acids. NCBI's taxonomy places the organism in Eukaryota, Metazoa, Chordata, Actinopteri, Cyprinodontiformes, Goodeidae. The record is from RefSeq and is a predicted model, not a curated record. Gene Ontology annotation, biological process: regulation of glutamate receptor signaling pathway. The transcript is spliced from 7 exons.
CGUUAAUGCAACUUGAUAUCUGCUCCUAAAGCUGAAACAGCUUAUCACUGCUUCAACCCAGCUUUUAACCUUCACCUUCACAAAAAGAAUGGAGCGUACAUUGAUCCAGGUUAUCGCCACAAUGAUGGUUUUCCUGACUCUGGGUUUCCAGCCAGUGCUUUCACAGGUUGAGAUUACUAGGACCGGAUGUGGCACAACCAAAUUUUGCCUGGAGGAACCUGUCAAAUGCGACCCUGCAGUAAAUACCACCCCAUGUCUUUUUGGAUCUGGGAAGGCCACUGCCUUCAACAACCUAACUGGCAUUGAUCUCACCUUUGAACUCAGUGGAAACUCUACAGGAUACAUCGCUCUAGGUCUCUCCCAGAAUGCAUCUGUGGGCUCCACCAUGCUUUUCGUCUGUGGUCAAAACAGCUCAAGCAACAGGACUUUCUUCUUCAUGACAAUGACUUUAGACAACGUCAAUGCAAACCUAACAUCACUUGCUAGGAAUGUGACAGGCCUUCAAAGCAGCGUUGUUGGUGAAAACAUCAAGUGCAAGUUUAGUGUUUCUAAUCUGAAUGCCACCGCCACCGCCCUGCAAACCAGGGCCAACAAAGAUACUACCUUUCAAGUGGUCAUCGGAUCUGGACCAUUCGACGGAAAUACACUCGGACGCUUCAACCUUGCUCGAAACAGUGGAUCCCUAGAUCUUUCCGUCUUUCUGCCAAACUCUACAACAAACACCACAGCAGCACCAUCAGGGGCCAACCGUCCUCUCUACUCUAAUGCUGUGUUGCCUCUGCUGAGCUUCCUCACAUUGUCCAUCCUGAAGUUUGCCUGAUCGAGUCCAGAGAUGAAGCCAAAUAUAAACCAACAGACACAGUGAAGGAAGCUGAUUUAAAGCAGCAAAAACCGAGUGUCCUAUUGUUUAUAAAGUGUUUUUAUAAAUGUUUAUUUGCAGACAUAUAGAUUAUAUUUUGCCCUAUUUGUUCUAAGUUAUAGAUGAAGAAACUAAUAAUAUAGGUUCUGAAACCCUAUUUUUUUUAAUGUUGUAAAUAUAUCUAAUAACACAGCCGUUUGGAAUCACUUAGCCUCACAAAUAAUGUUUUUAAAUGCGUUUCUUACUGUGGAAAAUGUGAGCAAGUCUCAUCUGUUUAUUAAGUCUGAUUACAUUCCUUAAGGGGUGCUCAUCCCAGCUCAGGAUUGCCAUAUUGAUAAUUAUUCAGUAGAGACAGUCAUUGGUCGGUUAGCAACACGACAUGAAGAACUCACUUUACCUGAAAAACGUUCUAACUGAAAGAAAGAUUUCAAUUUCCUUUGUGGUCAACCAACAUUCUGAUGUUCAUAGUAAACAGGUUGUCUUGUCACGAUUUGGUUAACCAAUAAGAAAAGCCACCUGAUAAGACACUUGGCAGCAGUCUGCACCUUUUGCAAGUGUGUGGGAGAAUGUGAAAGAUGACUAAACCUUGACAAUGAGGCCAAGGGCCACUUGGACAAGAUGAUGCACAUGAAGCACAUAUUUAUGCAGCCUAUGCUUCCUAACAAGAUAUAGAAGAAAUGAAAUGUGAAGGCAUAAAACAUUUAAGAAGGAAUAAUAGAAUAAUCAGGAGAAAAUGUUGAUAAGCACAUCACAGUUCUGUGUUUAUGACAAUAAACAUUCUGAAUUGAA